Messenger RNA from Drosophila albomicans, 678 nucleotides. It is a transcript of the gene mRpL52, whose product is annotated as 39S ribosomal protein L52, mitochondrial. Lineage: Eukaryota; Metazoa; Arthropoda; Insecta; Diptera; Drosophilidae. Gene Ontology annotation, cellular component: mitochondrial large ribosomal subunit. Bases 212 to 595 code for a protein of 127 amino acids. The transcript has 3 exons. Gene Ontology annotation, biological process: mitochondrial translation. The record is from RefSeq and is a predicted model, not a curated record. Gene Ontology annotation, molecular function: structural constituent of ribosome.
AACAUUUAUUUGCUUUUUAUCGACAAAGAUUAGUUAAAUUGAAUUAGGAAAUUGUAAAAAUUAAGAAAAACAACUGGCCUUGCGUAGCACUAAACAACUGGAUCCGAUAGUUGAACAAGCUCAGUAGUUCCACUCUUGGAGUGAACUUGUUCGGAACUAAACCCCACACAAGUUAUGUGAACGGUGUUUCGGUAAAAGAAAAACAAAAAAUAUGUUGCAAAUAAGUCGAUUCUGUUUAACAACUGCAAACACAGUUACAGCUCAGCGACAUAUCGCUAUCAGCGCCUCACGUUUCAUUGACCAAAAGUGGCGUGCAGAUCGAGGACUAACAGAGAACCCGAAUGCUUUCGGUCCACUCACUAAUUUACCUGACUACACUUAUCUGGAUGGCAGGGCGACGCCGUUGGGUUCUAAUCAGAAGAAACGCCUGUUGAAGCAGCAAGAAGUGGCUGCCAAGAUUGUGGAGUUGAGCAGCGAACUGGAGUUUGCUAAGGCGCGUCACGAGCGUCUUAAGUCUGAAGCCAAGGCUGAGAAGCAGCGCAUCAUACAGAACAAACUGAAACCAAAAGGACAGCUCUUGUUGAAAAAGAAAUGAAUGUAAACAGAACUUUGUCCAGAAUGUUAAUUAUCCUUUAGUUUGAUAAGAUUACAAUUAUAUUGAUUGUUUUCAUUAGGAAA